Messenger RNA from Trematosphaeria pertusa, 1035 nucleotides. RefSeq lists its product as uncharacterized. Lineage: Eukaryota; Fungi; Ascomycota; Dothideomycetes; Pleosporales; Trematosphaeriaceae. The transcript has 2 exons. Bases 416 to 946 code for a protein of 176 amino acids. The record is from RefSeq and is a predicted model, not a curated record.
AAGAUUCAGCCUUUACCCCGAACGCGUUCUAUCGCGCACCGUCCCGCCGCCGCCAUCAGAUCUCCAGGCACCGCGCUCGAAACAAGCUUCGACCCUUGCUAACGAGCCCCACUCUCGCCCACCACAGCUUCCAUCGCCGGGGUCAGCGCCAUCGCCAAAAGAUACUGCCAGCUGAAGGCAUUGCUUUUGCAGCUUCAGGGUCCUGUGGGAAUACGUCAUAGGUCCCUGGAAAGCUGACAGGGCUUCGGGCGUUUGUUGUACCGCGGCGCUUCCUUAUUUGAUCCGCGACGCUGCCUUGCGGCUCAGCCCAGCCCAGGCUGAGCGUUGUUUCAGCUGAACGGCGGAGCCUUAUCCAUAACACGUACAGAAAAGACGAGCAAUAACCUAGGAACACCCUUCUGCAUCCGCGUCCACAAUGACAGCCUCCGACUCGACGCCCAUCUCCCCGCCGACCGUCUCGACCACCACUGCCCCUCCCGCUCCCGCGCCCGCACCCUCAACCAACGCCGAACCGCCCAUCUCGCCCGUCAGCCGGACGGGAUCUUUCCCGCACAAGACGAGCCCCGCGGUGGCGACGCGCACGCCCUUCAUCGACACGGAUACACCGCCCAUAAACGAGGCGCCCGUGGAGUUGGACGGCGCGCCGACGACGCCGGACGAGGCGAAGCGCAGCAGGAAGGGCAGUAUGAUUAGUCCCGGCUUGGGCGAGGAGGAUGAGAUCGAGGAGGAGUUUUUGGGGGAGCCUGGGGAGAGGGGCGUGGGGAGGGAGGUGCGGGAGAAGCGAGCGGCUAUGCUGGCGAGCAGGAGUAAAGACCCCGGCGUCAUCGUUGAUCUACCCAGCUAUCCUACGGCGGAGGAGGUCGAGGCUGCGAAGGCGACAGAGGGCGCUGUCACGCCGGCGUUGCCGGUGCCGGGUUUGGAGGAGGGGAAGCCAUCGGGGAGGUGAUCGCCCUGGUCUCUGCCACAGGCACUGGCACACGGGAACCCGCGAGUGCUGGCGUUGAAGUGAUCUGCGGCAUUCAUGACGAUGUAAAG